CGGCCUAGCUGUGCAAGCGGUGGCUGCCAUCCUCGGACGCCAUGAGCCACCACCACCCGUCGGGUCUCCGGGCGAGCAUCGCCUCCACUUCAUACCGCCGCACCUUUGGGCCACCGCCCUCCUUGUCCCCCGGGGCCUUCUCCUACUCCUCCAGCUCCCGCUUCUCCAGCAGCCGCCUGCUGGGCUCUGCGUCCCCGGGCUCCACAGUGCGCCUGGGCAGUUUCCGUGCCCCUCGGGCGGGUGCUUUGCGACUGCCCUCGGAGCGCCUCGACUUUUCCAUGGCCGAGGCCCUUAACCAGGAGUUCCUGGCCACGCGCAGCAACGAGAAGCAAGAGCUGCAGGAGCUCAACGAUCGUUUUGCCAACUUCAUCGAGAAGGUGCGCUUCCUGGAGCAGCAGAACGCGGCCCUGCGGGGUGAACUGAACCAGGCCCGGGGCCAGGAGCCGGCGCGCGCCGACCAGCUGUGCCAGCAGGAGCUGCGGGAGCUGCGGCGCGAGCUGGAGCUGCUGGGCCGCGAGCGCGAUCGGGUGCAGGUGGAGCGCGAUGGGCUGGCGGAGGACCUGGCGGCGCUCAAGCAGAGGUUGGAGGACGAAAUGCGCAAGCGGGAGGAUGCGGAACACAACCUGGUGCUCUUCCGUAAGGACGUGGACGACGCCACCCUGUCUCGCCUGGAACUGGAGCGCAAGAUUGAAUCCCUGAUGGAUGAAAUUGAGUUCCUCAAAAAGCUGCACGAGGAGGAGCUUCGAGACCUGCAAGUGAGCGUGGAGAGUCAGCAGGUGCAGCAGCAGGUCGAGGUCGAGGCGAUGGUGAAGCCGGAACUGACAGCGGCGCUGCGGGAUAUUCGUGCUCAGUACGAGAGCAUAGCGGCGAAGAAUUUACAGGAGGCCGAAGAGUGGUAUAAAUCCAAGUACGCGGACCUAUCCGACGCCGCCAACAGGAACCACGAGGCCCUGCGCCAGGCCAAGCAGGAGAUGAAUGAAUCUCGACGCCAGAUCCAGAGCCUGACGUGCGAGGUGGAUGGGCUGCGGGGCACGAACGAGGCGCUGCUCAGACAGCUGCGGGAGCUGGAGGAGCAGUUCGCCCUGGAGGCGGGUGGGUACCAGGCGGGAGCCGCACGCCUGGAGGAGGAGCUGCGGCAGCUGAAGGAGGAGAUGGCCCGGCACCUGCGCGAGUAUCAGGAGCUCCUGAAUGUCAAGAUGGCCCUGGACAUCGAGAUCGCCACCUACCGGAAGCUGCUGGAGGGUGAAGAGAGCCGGAUCUCGGUUCCCAUCCAUUCCUUUGCUUCGUUUAGUUUAAAGACUACUGUGCCUGAGGUGGAGACUCUCCAGGACAGCCAUAGCCGCAAGAUGGUUCUGAUCAGGACCAUUGAGACCCGGGAUGGAGAGCAGGUGGUGACAGAGUCCCAGAAGGAACAGCAUAAUGAGCUGGACAAGUCUUCUACUCACAGCUACUGAGCCUGUUGGUGGAGAGCGCUCUGACCCUGCCCAAAGCCUACUUAAAGCCCAAACCCUAGCACUAGUCCUAAAUUAGUGCCCUUCCUUCUGCAUGUGUUUAUGAGGUGGUAUCAGACCUCCCUGGCCCCUGGCCUAUAGCCAAGUCCUAUUUGGCCAGCAGUAGCUGGGCCUUUCCCUGCCCUGAUAUAUAGGUGUGACAUGUAUGCUUUCCUUUCUGUGUCCUGGUAAGAGGCCCCUGAGCCCCCAGGAUGACUGUGCUCCAGAUGGAUCCCAUGAUCAGCAGGCUGGGCCAUGGUCUGAGUUUCACUAUGGAGUCAAAUA
Molecule: messenger RNA, 1775 nt
Organism: Dipodomys ordii (Ord's kangaroo rat)
Lineage: Eukaryota; Metazoa; Chordata; Mammalia; Rodentia; Heteromyidae
Gene: Prph
Product: peripherin
Exons: 9
Coding region: 42-1454 (470 amino acids)
Cellular component (GO): axon; plasma membrane; type III intermediate filament
Molecular function (GO): structural molecule activity
Source: RefSeq, a predicted model, not a curated record